This is a messenger RNA of Asparagus officinalis (garden asparagus), 1728 nucleotides long. Its product is annotated as alkane hydroxylase MAH1-like. The coding region runs from base 38 to 1513 and encodes 491 amino acids. Lineage: Eukaryota; Viridiplantae; Streptophyta; Magnoliopsida; Asparagales; Asparagaceae. The transcript has a single exon. Gene Ontology annotation, molecular function: oxidoreductase activity, acting on paired donors, with incorporation or reduction of molecular oxygen; iron ion binding; heme binding. The record is from RefSeq and is a predicted model, not a curated record.
AUGUUUACAAAGACGUAGCAGUCCUCAACGAAAAACAAUGGCUAGCUUCACAAACCUCUUCACCUCUUAUCCAGAGCUCUCCUCAACGAUAAUUUCAUGCUUCUUCUUUCUUCUCUUCUACUACAAAACUACCAAAAAAUCCAAACUUCCAACCAACUGGCCGAUCAUCGGAAUGCUCCCAAGCGUCGGUUUAAACGCGAACCGACUCCAUGAAUGGGGAAACGAGGUCCUAAAAGAGUCCGGUUGCACCUUCAAAUUCAAAGGGCCAUGGUUAUUAAACAUGGACUAUGUCGUCACUUGUGACCCUGCCAAUAUCAACCACGUCUUCAACGUCAACUUCUCCAAUUACCCGAAGGGCGAUGAGUUCGUCGAGAUCUUCGAUAUUCUCGGUGAUGGCAUCUUCAGCGCCGAUGACGAGUCCUGGAAGAGUCAGCGGAAGAGGGCUCAUUAUGCAAUGAGCAGUUCAAAUUUUCAGAGGUUUGUUACAAAAUGUAGCGAAGACAAGGUGGAAAAUGCACUUUUGCCUCUUAUGUGUAAAAUUGCUAAGGGAGGAUGCGUUGUUGAUUUGCAAGAUGUGUUUCUUAGGCUAACUUUUGAUUUGACUUGUAAUCUGGUGUUUGGCGUCGAUCCCGGUGCUUUGUCGGAGGGAUUUCCGACCGUUCCGUUUGCGAGGGCGAUGGACGAUGCCAUGGAGGCCUUGUUUUUUAGGCAUAUUGUGCCUUCGUUUUGGUGGAAGCUAAUGAGAUGGCUAAAUAUCGGCAAGGAGAGGAAGUUGUGUGAUGCUUGGGGCGUCAUUGAUGAUUUCGUCGCUCAAAACAUCGUGAAGAAAAAAGAGGUGAUAAUCUAUGGAUGUGACAUGUUGACAUGUUAUAUGGAAGAAGAAGAUCCAAAAGCAACAGACAACAAGUUCCUUAGGGACACGACCGUGAAUCUCAUGCUUGCAGGGAGAGACACGACUGGUGUGGCGUUGACGUGGUUCUUUUGGCUCUUGACCAAGAAUCCAAGAGUAAAAUCAAAGAUUCUUGAUGAAUUGGGGGAGCUUUUGGACGAAAAGACAUACGACACAUCAAAAUUGGUCUACUUGCACGCAGCAUUAUGCGAGAGCUUGAGGCUUUGCCCUCCGGUUCCAUUCGAACGCAAAUGCGCGGUCAAGUCAGAGGAUCUACCGAGUGGAAAGAUCAAAUCGAAGGAGAAGAUUUUGUUUUUGACAUAUGCGAUAGCGAGGAUGGAGAGGAUUUGGGGAGAAGAUUGCUUGGAGUUUAAGCCUGAGAGAUGGAUAUCGGAGAGAGGGAAGCUGAGGUACGAGCCAGCGUACAAGUUUCUGUCGUUCAAUUGCGGUCCGAGGACUUGUUUGGGAAAACACAUAGCACUUACUCAGAUGAAGAUUGUGGCGAUAAGCAAGUUCGACGUUGAGGUGGUUGAAGGCCAUGUUGUUGAGCCCAAGCGUUCAAUAAUACUUCACAUGAAGAAUGGGCUCAUGGUGAGGGUCAAGGAGAGGAGGGAGUUUAUGUGAGAAUGGUUUAAGUAAUGGUAAUUGUGUUUGCACUAUUUUGAUGUUACAUUGUGGAUGCAUGUAAUUUCUUUAGAUUUGGAAAUCUAGUAUCAUAAAAGUCAAAAUGUGGGGUUUGACAUCAUGUUGUAAUUCCGCUAAACUACUAGUAAGAAUGUACAUCCUAGACUGGAGUGUAAAGUGUCAUAGUGUUGAUUAAAUGAAAAAAAAUAUGGAUU